Messenger RNA from Capsicum annuum, 4228 nucleotides. RefSeq lists its product as uncharacterized. The transcript has 4 exons. Bases 1930 to 3081 code for a protein of 383 amino acids. The record is from RefSeq and is a predicted model, not a curated record. Lineage: Eukaryota; Viridiplantae; Streptophyta; Magnoliopsida; Solanales; Solanaceae.
UGGGUAAAGUUGUCUUAAUAUAACCAAUAUGUACAAAGAAGUUGACUGGCCCAAAAGACACGACCCACAUAAAAACAACAACAAAAGAAAAUAGACAAAAACAAAUUAGGAAACAACCUAGUACUAAAAGUAAAAAGAAACUAAAUCUGAAGCUUCUAGAUAGCAAUGGUAGUUGACACUUCAUCUUAAUCAAAUUCGUUGGAUUCCAUGCGUUGUUCAAGUCCCUCCCAUUCUCUAAUGGAUUGAAUACCUUUAUUGAGAUUGAUACAACCAUUUAUAGUGUAGGUCUUUGACUAGAAAACUAGAUCUUAGCUUUUGUGGCUCUGCAACGAUCAACUCCAUCAAGAUGCCACCUUUAAAAGUUGUUACUCUCCAGUAGCACACCGGAUUCCAUGGUGUGCGCUGUUCAAGUUCAUCAAAAUAGUUCUUCAUCAUUUGAUCUACCCUCUAAUGGAUUGUAUUCUUUUACCGAGAUUAAUACCACUAUUGAAAGUGUAGGUCAUUGAAUAGAAAACUAGAUCUUAGUUUCUGUGGAUAUGCAACAAUUAACUCCAUCAAGAUGAAACCUUUAAAAGUUGUUACCCUCCAGUAGCUCAUUGGAUUCCAUGGAGUUGAGUUGCUUUCGCACACGCUAAUACCUUCUAGAUCUCCAAGAAGACCUUUUCAGGUAUUUUUUUUGUGAUAUAAUUAGCUCUCCAUUCGUUGAUCUGAUCUAUCCCCAAAUGUAAUAGAUUUCUGCAACUCUAGAUCUAAUUAUGCCAGUAUGAAGAUCAAGCUCUGCUACUCAUCAUUCCCAAAUUGUUGUACAUUGUGUCUUUCCAUGCUAAAAUUCCAUAAGUUUUUCUAAUCCAUUUAUUGCUUUUUUCUUUUUGGUGCACUGGUGCUAUACAACUUGUUGGUGGAAAUAUAGAAAGUUCUUUGCUUCUGGAUGCUUGCUUUACUCAAUAAUCAUCAGUUACUGGAAUAGCAAAUUAGUAAUAAAUACAAUGUUCCUUUCUCUAUUGUUAACCUUCGAUAGAAUGAGCUUCUAAGAAGUUAAUAGCACACAUCAAAAAGUAAACUUUAGAUUCUAGAAUAGGGCAAAAUUACAUAAUUUACCAUUCAAAUUUAGAAAUAACUAUUCAUCAAAAACUCAUUAAACCUUCUCCUAUAUUCUCCCCUGACAGAAUGAGUCUCAAAGAGACUAAUAUAGUUAGACCUCUCUAUAACGUCACCACGUUAUCACAACAUUUAUUAUAGUUGCCUGAUUUUCUCGGCAACCAAUUUUUCAUGUUAUAUUUUAUUUCUCUAUAGAGGCAUUUUACUUAUAACAACAAUGACGAUCAUUAUAUAGUACAGUUUUUAUAAAAUUACCUCACUGUAACAACAAAUCAAGUAUUAUGUAAUAAUAUUUAAUAAAAAAUAUAUUAUGUACAAAAUAAAAUAUCAAAAUUAUUAUGGUAAUUAUAAUUAAUGUCAUGCAUACAGUAAAUUUAAUUACGGAUAUCCAAUUUAAAGAAAACAAAUUAUAUUUAAAUGAUGCCCAUCAAUUAUUUUAUGUAAAAAUUACAUAUAUAACGACAUGUUUACUACUAAUGAUUAAAAAUCUCAACUUUUUUCGAAAUCUCGUAAAAUCUCAACAUUUGACCUCUGAUGAUACAAGUUAAUCACAUUAGAUACAUACUACUGAUACAAGUAUUAAUUAAUUAAAUCAGCAUGUUUUAAGGAAUGUAACAGAUAACUUUGCAUUAAAACAACAUUUAAGCUAACUAAUUAAGGUAAAAAAUAAAAUCAAAUCCCACAAUUAAUGGGAAUCCUUUUAUUACUCUACUUCGUUAAAACAUAAACGCUAUUUUAAUAUAUUUUUGAAAUUAAAAAAUCUUCAUUCUUCUUGUUCAGAUAAACCAUACCAAUUUUUUUUAUUUGAUUUGUUAAUUUUGUUUGUUUGAUAUGAAUAUUUCGGUGCUUUUACGUCAUUCCAAUGUCUGGGUUAACGAAAUCGAGUAUGUUGGUUAUAAGAGUGAUAGAAUUGUGGUCAGUGAACAUGUUACUUACGAAAAACUGAUUUCUACUAUUGCGGAAGAACUGAAAAUCGACGAAACAAGGAAAAAAAUUGAAGCUCGUUACAUUGUUGAAGCAAAUGCUUGUCUGUUGUUCAUUCGGAAUGAAAUGAGUGUGAAGCUAUAUGUCGAAAUUAAAAAAAUUGACCGUGGAUUUGGGACGUAUCCUCUUAUCAUCACUACAUUAGAUAAGUCUGCUAGUGAAAUGCUUUUUGAUGGGAAAGUUGGUGCUGUAAUGUGUUGUCCAUCUGAAGUAGUUGAAGAAAUAAUUAGCUAUAAAUCUAAUUCUACUUCUUCUAUGCCUUUGUUGGAUAACAAGGGGAACAAGAUCAUUACUGAUUGCAAACAUAAUGAUGUUAAGUUUGAACAAAUCUCUAAGGACAAGUGUACUCUCAUUUUGGUCAUGGCGCGAUUUGCAAUUGAACAUUCUUUCAAUUACUAUGCCAAAAGAUCCGACAAGAAAAGCUAUGUCCUACAAUACCAUUCGGACGAUUGUGUUUGGGUCUUUAAAGCAUCAUGUCAUCGGGGUACAGAACUAUUUAAAGUUAGAUUUUUCCAAGGUGUUCAUACACGCCCGUUGAAAGACCAAGUUUUUACUCAACUUCAAGCUACAGUUGGAUUUAUUAGUGGUUUUGCUGCACCAAAACUUCUCAAUUAUAAGAGAAUACACACCCUGGAUGAUAUAAUUGAAGAUAUUAAAAAUGCUUUCGAUGUAGACAUUAACUAUCAGAAGACUUGGAGGGCUAAAGAACGUGUGAUUGGGAUGUUAAGGGGGAAACCUACGGAUGGUCAUCCACAAAUGGCUCGAUAUGUAUACAUGUUAAAUUUCGUUUAUCCAGGUUCACAUAUUAGAAUGCAUAAAUCCGAGGAUAAUAAAUUUAUGUAUUUGUUCGUUGCAUUGCAACUUUUAAAGAGUGGAUUCGAGUAUUGCAGGCCUAUAGUUGUGGUUGAUGGUGCACAUUUGAGUGGAGCAUAUAAAGGACGCAUUCUGUCGAUUGCGUAUGGUGUUGUUGAUAGUGAAAACGAUAAUUCGUGGACUUGAUUUUUCGAGAACUUCAAAAUUGCUUUUGGAGAGCGCGACAAUAUGUGUGCUGUAUCUGACCGUCAUGAAAGCAUAAUAAAGGUUGUGAGUGUUGUAUAUCCAAAUAUGUCGCACCUCGCAUCCAUUUGGCACUUGUGGAAGAAUAUUUUCACAAACUUCAGGAAGGGUAAAGAUAGACUUAGCGAUACUUACUAUGCUAUGGCCAAGGCUUAUCGCAAAGAUGAGUUUGAUUUUUUUUUAAAUCAAGUUGGAAAGAAUGAUAAGAGGGUAAAGUAUUAUUUUGAGGAUGCUGGAUUUGAAAAGUGGGCACGCGUGUAUGCACCUGUUAACCGUGGUAGGAUGAUGACUUCAAAUAUAGCGGAGUGCAUAAAUGGUAAAUUGUAGCUAGCACGUGAGUUGCCGAUAAUAGCAUUUUUGGAGCAGGCUAGGAAAUUAUUUUGAAAGUGGAAUUGCAAGAAUAGAAAAAGAGCAUCUUAUGCAAACACGUCACUUGGUAGUAGAUUUGAAGGAAUUCUUCAGCUAAAUACUUCAAAAUCUACAAGGCUUAAGGUUAGUCCGUCAUCAACAUAUGUAUAUUUUGUUUACGAUGAUGGGAGGAAGUACAUAGUAUGUCUUGAUAGGACUUGCACUUGUGGUAGAUUCCAAUUGGACGGGAUAACAUGUGAACACGCGAUUGCAGUAUUAAAAAGCAAGCAUGUAGUUGAUAUGAAGCCUUAUUGCUUAGAGUUUUAUCAUCCUGAAACAUUAAGCAAGACGUAUGAAGAAUCUAUGUUUUCAAUGCCCGAUAAGAAGGAUUUGAUUUUGCCACAAGAAGUUAUGGAUGAAGUUGUGUUACCACCAAAAUACAAACGUCAACCCGGAAGGCCAAAGAAAAUCACACUCAAGAAAUCAAGUGAAACUAUUGCGGGAGAUGUGAUUUCGCAAGUCACAACAGGCGUACUUGUAACUUCUUUUCAAAGGAGGACUGAGAAUGCAGUUGACUGAUUAAUAAUGUUGAAUAAUUUAUUUUCUAGUUGAAUUUCUUUCCUUUUAAUACGACGUUGUAAUUGAUGACGUUGUUGGUUUUUAAGAAUUUUACGAAAAAUAAUUUCUGUAAUAAACAGUUGUUUUCGCUCCUGGUUAAUUAUUUACCUUUUUUUUUUGAAAA